UCAUUUCAAUCACAAAUUUAGUUUCUUAUACUACACUCCAUUGCUAGUGCUCAUACUUUUCUUCGUCAAAAAGUCAAAAACUAUUUUCUCAGCUUUUCUAAAUACUGACACAUCCUUCAGACGCACACAGAAACAGGAAAGAAGAGAGAAUCAGAGAACUGAGACUGAGAGAGUGAGAGAGAGAGCGCUAUGGAGGCAGUUGUAGCCGCAACACCAAGAGUUAAAGUGGCGGCUCUAUGUGGGUCUCUUCGCAAAGGCUCGUAUAACCGUGGCCUUGUUCGUUCUGCAAUCGAGCUGAGCAAGUCCAUCAAUGGCUUGGAAAUAGAGUACAUAGACAUUGAACCUUUGCCUAUGCUCAACACUGACUUAGAAGGAGAGGGAACUUUCCCAACAGCCGUGGAAGCUUUCCGCCAGAAGAUUAAAGAAGCUGAUUCCAUUCUCUUUGCCUCGCCCGAGUGCAACUACUCAGUCUCAGCUCCAUUGAAGAAUGCAAUUGACUGGGCAUCUAGACCACCAAAUGUUUGCGCUGACAAAGCAGCUGCAAUUGUAAGUGCUUCAGGAGGUUCUGGUGGGAAACGGUCACAGUAUCACCUUCGCCAAAUUGGAGUUUUUCUGGAUCUUCAUUUCAUCAACAAACCUGAGUUUUUCUUGAAUGCACGCGAACCUCCUACAAAGUUUGAUGGCAAUGGUAAUCUGGUUGAUGAAUCAGUCAAGGAGAAGUUGAAGGAAAUUCUCAUAUCCUUGCAUGCAUUUACUUUGCGCCUCCAAGGAAAGCUUGAGAAAUAAUAUGUUUUUUAAUUAGAUGAAAAAUAAUUAAUAUGUGAUUUAAUAUGUACUAUGCUGGCAUUACAACUUAUCUGAUUUUUUGUAAAGUACUACAUGUUAGAAAUACUGAAUAAUUAUAUUGUAUUUCU
Messenger RNA from Quercus lobata, 914 nucleotides. Its product is annotated as NADPH:quinone oxidoreductase-like. The coding region runs from base 190 to 786 and encodes 198 amino acids. The transcript has 3 exons. Gene Ontology annotation, cellular component: cytosol. Lineage: Eukaryota; Viridiplantae; Streptophyta; Magnoliopsida; Fagales; Fagaceae. Gene Ontology annotation, molecular function: FMN binding; oxidoreductase activity. The record is from RefSeq and is a predicted model, not a curated record.